AACAGUUCGCACUUCCCUGAGCGUUCGCUGCCGCGCCUCCGCCUCUCUCUUAGUCGUCCCUUCUAACGCUCCUCGUCUACACUGACACUGGACUCCCAUGAUAGUUUGCCCGCCCAUAGACACACUCACACUACGACAAAAUUUAUGAAAAAAUAAUUGUCACUUUAAUUAUUACUGCAUAAAACGAUUCUUAAUAAAAUCUUAAGUAGUGCCCAUCACCCACGGUACAUCUCAACGGGCGCUCAUAAGUAAAUCUUUGAAUAUAUCGUGAACAAUUGUCUGGUGAGUGAUGGUGGAAACACUCGCCGCCUGCUUGAUAUAAUCGUUCCAGUGUCUACCUUUCGCUCAUCAGAAAAACCAAGGCAAACUCUUGCGGGAGGGCGAAGUGCUGCACGCGGCCACCUUCAUUCUACUGUUGUAACGCCGAGUAAAAAAAAACCUUGUGGCUGAAGUGUUGUGCUUUGACAAUAUUUAGGAAAGGUUGUAACGAGCGAGUGGUCUCCUGUGUAGCAGCACACCGCGAGGACGACACACGGCACACCAUGACCAGGGUGGUGACAGCGCUGGUGGUGGUGAUAGUGGCGGGCGUGGCGUGCCGGGGCGUGGGCGCCUUUUCUCUGGGGCGGCUCUUCCCCGCUUCGAGACGUGGCGUGCGCGGCACACUUCUCUCCAGCAUCGCCAACAGCAAGGUCCCGUCUGGCUCAAUGAAGGACGCGAUGAAGCAGGCGAUAAUUAAAAGCCAGAGCAAGCAGGAGGCGAUAAAGCAAAACGAUAGUUUCAGGCAGGAAGCAGUGAAGCAACAGGAGGCAGUGAGGCAGCAGCUCCAGCAGCAGCAGGAGUUAGUGAGGCAGCAGCUGAAAGAGCAGCAAGAAGCAGUGAGGCAACAGGUGAAGCAGCAGGAGGCAGAGAGGCAGCAGUUGAAGCAGCAGCAGGAGACAGUGAGACAGCAGGUGAAGCAGCAGCAGGAGUCAGUGAGGCAGCAGGUGAAGCAGCCGCAGGAAGCAGUGAGGCAGCAGGUGAAGCAGCAGGAAGCGUUUAAGGAGAGCAAGGACACAACCACUACCACGGUGAAGCCACGCGUCCCGCUCCCCGUCACCGACUCGCCCAUCUACUACAUCCGCCUGCCGCCGAGCCCUUACGUGUACAUGCCUGGCCUCGGGUACGUGUCACCCAACCGGAACCACUUCACCUUCCUGCGGCCAGACGUUAACUUCGUCAACAACGGCAAGCCUACUAAUGUAUUCCACUUCAAGGCACCCGUCACCACCCCAUACUUCCAUACCACCACUCCAUCUACCACCACCACUACCACCACCACCACCACGACUACCACGACGCCACGCCCCACCACUGCCAAGCCUCAGAAGCCGCCCACGACCAAGAAGCCGAGUCCCAUCACGUGGCUGACGGGCCCCUGGUUCUUCAACGGCCGCCCCUCCAACCUGUUCAUCUACCGCUCCCCGUACAACCCCGGCCACCUGGACAAGCUGCACAAGACAUACAGCAAGCCCGGCGUCUAUGUUAAGUAAAGGCAGCGCGUCACCCUCACCACUGUCUCACCUACCACAUAAAUUACUCAAGAGCGGGACUUCAUUUGACAGUACUAAAUAUCAUCGUUACUAAGCGGAGUUAUGUUGUCUUCAAACGUGGAUAUAAGUGGUUUAGGUUAAUAUGGAUGCAGGAUUGUUUUUUUUUUAUUAUUUAGUUUUCAUUUCCAAGACAUACAAUACAAAGUUUAAUGACAUGUUUAUCCUCAAAGAAUUUAUUAGACGCCAUUGCUUUUCAUGGCAUUCUCCGUCUGGUCGAUUUAUUGUUCGUAUAAAAAUCCCAGAAAACCUAAAAUGUAGCCACCUUAAAUCUCAGUCCGCUUGUGUGUCCCUAACAUGUUAAGAAGAUGCCAAGCCACCGCGUUGUCCCUUGUUAUUCCCCGCCAGGAUAUUCCGCUGCUCGUCAACACAAGGUCAGAUUCGGCGAGGAGAGUGAGUCAUGUUGCCAAUACCUGAACGCUGGAACAGAUCAACCGUGUAGUACUAGAUUACCAGAAUUUUUUUUUUUCUAUGCGCUGCAUAUAACACAGUUAUAUGCGCGACGAUGGGCCAUAUUUUGUUCCUGAGUGUUCUUGUAGGAUGGUGUGUGUCAGCGUGUCCCAGGAGUCCGCGACUGUGAUCUGCUGAGUGUACUGCUGGCCGUGUGUGUGUGUGUGUGUGUGUGUGUGUGUGUGUGUGUGUGUGUGUGUGUGUGUGUGUGUGUGUGUGUGUGUGUGUGUGUUCAACACUACAGAGGCUUCCUGAGGUACUUCCGUCUGUGUCACGAUGAGCCGCUUAUUUGAGGUCCUGAUAAGGAGCCUCCGCCGCCUUGCACUGCCAGAGGCGGUGUGUUUUGGGGACGCGUCUGUCCACGCCUCGCUGCUGACCACUUGCUGCCCUCAGCUGUCACUCUUCUCUUCGUGGAUUCUAAUGCAAUGCCAAGUUGAGCUAAGUUGUAAUACGCCACAGGUCGUUAGGGUGGCGUGGCGACGCGGCAAGCAGAUAAGAUAGUGCUAUGCUUGUUUCCUUUCCUCGAGUGUGUGUGUGUGUGUGUGUGUGUGUGUGUGUGUGUGUGUGUGUGUGUGUGUGUGUGUGUGUGUGUGUGUGUGUGUGUGUGUGUGUUUGUUUGUUUGUUUGUUUGUUUGUUUGUGUGUGUGUGUGUGUACGCCUGGGUUACGUACAUUUUACGAUUUUUGUUGAUAAUAUUAUCAGAGAAUGUAAUAUGUUGAGAGUUUUAUAAAACGUGUUAGUACUUUAUAUAUUUGUAAAUAUUUGUUACUUGUUUUCCCACAUUUUAGUAUGCAAAGCUUUUGGCUUCCAUGUGUUUUACAGUUUCCUGUUCACCCGCUUCUCGCCGGGAUGCGCUGUGUGACCUAAUAAACAGUCUGUCCAUCA
Molecule: messenger RNA, 2921 nt
Organism: Portunus trituberculatus (swimming crab)
Lineage: Eukaryota; Metazoa; Arthropoda; Malacostraca; Decapoda; Portunidae
Exons: 3
Coding region: 543-1529 (328 amino acids)
Source: RefSeq, a predicted model, not a curated record